AUGGACUUGAAUACUCUGCCUCCAGACAUUUUUGAGAUAGUUCUUACAUAUCUGGACCUCAACACCGUCAAGGCUCUCCGUCUAACAGACCGGAAGCUCGCAAAGAAGUGCAUCGGGCCCCGGUUUUUAGGCUCCAUUCAACAACCCAUUUGCGAUGUGUCGUCGCAGACUCUUCGUUCCCUUCGUGCCUUGUCUUGCAAUCCUGCCCUCAGCAAAAUGAUUCAUUCUCUGACUUUCCUUGCCACAAACCUGGAUGCUUCCAAACUAGAGAAGAACGUGGAAUCUGGAAAAUACGAUGAGGUCAAAGUCCACGGGCGUAUGUUUGAGCGGACGACCAUUCCCUAUUCAGCUGAGGGUCUCUCGGAAGCCAAAUCUGAUCUAAAUUGGUUAAAGGAACAACAAAGAGCAAGAGUCAAUGAGUCCUCAAGCGAGAUGAUUGAACUUCUUCAACUUUCACUGAGAGGAUUUAACCCGAUACAUUCCAUCCGCUUAGAUGGUGCUCUAAUACUUGGACGUACGCAAAGAGCAUCGACCGAGAAAGGGGCGUGGCAUCCGUUCUGGAUGCGAGCCUCGCAGGUAUUUUCUUGGAUUGUCACAGCGAUUGUGCAGAGCGGGUCCUCGGUGAAGAAACUCGACGUAUAUCGCAGUACUCCUAGAUGCUGCAUUCCAUCCAGCCAUAUCACCACCUAUGCAUCGGACCUUGACCUAAAACAAUUAGGAACGCUAUGCGAGAACCUGGAAUCACUCGAGCUGAGUAUGUCAGCGGAGAUACAGAAUGAUCUCGACAUUGCCGAAGUGGAUGAAGAUGCACUAGAAACGGAUGAAGGCUCGGAAACGGAAAGUGACUACGGUGCAUCGAGGGAAGGACACUUAUCAUGGAAGGAUCCUCGUGCAGUGCUAGCUGAUACAACACCAGGAAUUACAUCCCUGCUUAAGUCUGCGCCAGCUCUCCGAGAGUUGGAUUUAUUUUUCCGCAAUGCGCUGCAAGAUGGGGCGUUAGACAGCUAUGACCGGAUCAUUGAAAGCAUCGCCGAUGAAACCCAGUUCCCGGAGCUAGAAAGAUGUGCACUUUCUGGGUUCAUGGCGAAAGAGGAGUCUAUUCUGCUAUUUCUCCGGAAGCAUCCCAAUCUCCGCUCUUUCACGUUGCAUGAGUGCAAUUUGACCACCGGGUCAUGGAAUCCGAUCUUUUCUCAUCUAGAAAGGUCGAUGCCAAAGCUAGACAAUCUCAGCCUCUCAAAUUUGAGUGGAAAACAUACUCAGUGUCUGAGAUAUUUACGAAUGGAUGCUGCUUCCAAUUCAAAUACCGAAGGGCAGGAUGAAGAGGAGGACGAGCAAGAAGUUGAUCGCAUGGUAAAUCUGAAACCAAUUUGGGACUCAGAUCGACCGGCGCGUUGGACAUCCUUCUUGUAUUUUCAAGGAAGGCUUACGCACACGAGGAGCUUCAAUCGGGAAGAAUUGAAGAAAGGGCUCGUGUUUUGGCCGAUAAUCACGACACACGGACGAUCUAAGGGCUGUCCUGAGGCUUGGCGAUGGAGACAAUCUCGAAGGGCGCUGUAUGGGCCUCCAUAG
This is a messenger RNA of Penicillium vulpinum, 1569 nucleotides long. Its product is annotated as F-box domain protein. The coding region runs from base 1 to 1569 and encodes 522 amino acids. Lineage: Eukaryota; Fungi; Ascomycota; Eurotiomycetes; Eurotiales; Aspergillaceae. The transcript has a single exon. The record is from RefSeq and is a predicted model, not a curated record.